AUGUAUGCUGUCUCCAUUGACAGCCAGGCCCGCUGGUGUAGGUGUGGAAUACUAAUGAACUGUGUGAGCACAGAGUGGUGUGUCUCAGAAGUGUGCAUGCAUUAGAGACACAGAGUGGAGCUCUCAGGGGGCCACAGUGAACGGGGCCGCUACAAACUUCAGUUAUCUAAGCACUGAGAGUUAGUGAGAGUUUGAUUACUAGUAAAAAAUAACUUAAAUAAGGCAAACGGUCUCUCUCUGUUUCUCUGUCUCUGACUCUCUCCCUCUUUUUCUGUCUCUAUUUCUUCCCUCUCUUUCUGUCUCUCUUUCUUCCUGCUUGAGGAUGGGAAAAUAUCUGUUGUUGGAAACGAAACAGAUGAAAAUAUGAUGAAAAAGAGAGGUUUGAUGAUUUGAAAGAGCUGGGAUUGAGAUUGCAGGAGGUUAUGGCGGCCGGGGUAUUCAGGGGUAUUUCUUUUUUAUCGGCCUGAGACUUAGUCCAAUCAUCUGAUCGCUCAGGUCUGAAUCUGUUCCUGAUUAGAGGAGAAAGAUGAAAAGAUGAAAAUCAGUGCUGUGCUGCAGACCUUGAAAUUGAACCACCCCAUGCUCAGGUCGUACCUCACCGUUUCAAAUAGUUUUAUCCCCACUGGACAUGACCCUGGUCUAUAGCAAUGUUAUUGAUGAAUUUUCAGAGCAGGCACUAACCCUGUGGGUUGGGAGGGUGGCUAGGCCUGAGCCGGGAUAUCCCUGUGGGUUGGCAUUGUAGGGUGGUGAGGCCUGUGCCUGGCCAUCCCAGGACAUAAGGGGCCAGUGGGCAGUCUGGAGGAACACAUGGUCUCCAUCUGCAGCCCACUGGGACAACCCUAACUAACACUUUAAUUAAUGAGAGAACAAUCCCACAAAAAUCCCACAGACAGACAGACAUCUCUGUGUCCUCAAUGGACCAACAAACUCUGCCAAUGAUGAAUUAGUGGACUGGAGAGUGGAGCCCUGCAAUAACCCCACAAGCGCUUCUCUCAACAGGAAAACGCUCAUCCAGAUGCAGCGCUCCUAGUGGCCGGGGACUUUAAUGCAGGGAAACUUAAAUCCGUUCUACCUAAUUUCUACCAGCAUGUUAAAUGUGCAACCAGAGGAAAAAAAACUCUAGACCACCUUUACUCCACACACAGAGACGCAUACAAAGCUCUCCCUCGCCCUCCAUUUGGCAAAUCUGACCAUAACUCUAUCCUCCUGAUUCCUGAUUAUAAGCAAAAACUAAAGCAGGAAGCACCAGUGACUCGGUUAAUAAAAAAGUGGUCAGAUGACACAGAUGCUAAGCUACAGGACUGUUUUGCUAGCACAGACUGGAACAUGUUCCGGGAUUCUUCAGAUAGCAUUGAGGAGUACACCACAUCAGUCACUGGCUUCAUCAAUAAGUGCAUCGAUGAUGUCGUCCCCACAGUGACCGUACGUACAUACCCCAACCAGAAGCCAUGGAUUACAGGAAACAUCCGCACUGAGCUAAAGGGUAGAGCUGCCGCUUUCAAGGAGCGGGACUCUAACCCGGACGCUUAUAAGAAAUCCCGCUAUGCCCUCCGACGAACCAUCAAACAGGCAAAGAGUCAAUACAGGACUAAGAUUGAAUCGUACUACACUGGCUCUGACACUCGUCGGAUGUGGCAGGGCUUGAAAACUAUUACAGACUACAAAGGGAAGCACAGCCGCGAGCUGCCCAGUGACACAAGACUUCCAGACGAGCUAAACCACUUCUGUGCUCGCUUCGAGGCAAGCAACACUGAAGCAUGCAUGAGAGCACCAGCUGUUCCGGAUGACUAUGUGAUCACGCUCUCCGUAGCCGAUGUGAGUAAGACUUUUAAGCAGGUCAACAUUCACAAGGCCGCAGGGCCAGACGGAUUACCAGGACGUGUACUCCGAGCAUGUGCUGACCAACUGGCAAGUGUCUUCACUGACAUUUUCAACAUGUCCCUGACUGAGUCUGUAAUACCAACAUGUUUCAAGCAGACCACCAUAGUCCCCGUGCCCAAGGACUCUUAAGAUAACCUGCCUAAAUGACUACCGACCCGUAGCACUGACGUCUGUAGCCAUGAAGUGCUUCGAAAGGCUGGUCAUGGCUCACAUCAACAGCAUUAUCCCAGAAACCCUAGACCCACUCCAAUUUGCAUACCGCCCCAACAGAUCCACAGAUGAUGCAAUCUCUAUUGCACUCCACACUGCCCUUUCCCACCUGGACAAGAGGAACACCUACGUGAGAAUGCUAUUCAUUGACUACAGCUCAGCAUUCAACACCAUAGUGCCCUCAAAGCUCAUCACUAAGCUAAGGAUCCUGGGACUAAACACCUCCCUCUGCAACUGGAUCCUGGACUUCCUGACAGGCCGCCCCCAAGUGGUAAGGGUAGGUAACAACACAUCUGCCACACUGAUCUUCAACACAGGGGCCCCUCAGGGGUGCGUGCUCAGUCCCCUCCUGUACUCCCUGUUCACCCAUGACUGCAUGGCCAGGCACGACUCCAACACCAUCAUUAAGUUUGCCGACGACACAACAGUGGUAGGCCUGAUCACCGACAACGAUGAGACAGCCUAUAGGGAGGAGGUCAGAGACCUGGCCGUGUGGUGCCAGGACAACAACCUCUCCCUCAACGUGACCAAGACAAAGGAGAUGAUUGUGGACUACAGGAAAAAAAAGAGGACUGAGCUCGCCCCCAUUCUCAUCGACGGGGCUGUAGUGGAACAGGUUGAGAGCUUCAAGUUCCUUGGUGUCCACAUCACCAACGAACUAUCAUGGUCCAAACACACCAAGACAGUCGUGAAGAGGGCACGACAAAGCCUAGAUCAUCGACGGGUCCUCAGAUCCUCAAAAGAUUCUACAGCUGCACCAUCGAGAGCAUCCUGACUGGUUGCAUCACCGCCUGGUAUGGCAACUGCUUGGCCUCCGACCGCAAGGCACUACAGAGGGUAGUGCAUACGUCCCAGUACAUCACUGGGGCCAAGCUUCCUGCAAUCCAGGACCUCUAUACCAGGCGGUGUCAGAGGAAAGCCCUCAAAAUUGUCAAAGACUCCAGCCACCCUAGUCAUAGACUGUUCUCUCUGCUACCGCACGGCAAGCGGUACCGGAGUGCCAAGUCUAGGUCCAAAAGACUUCUCAACAGCUUCUACCCCCAAGCCAUAAGACUCCUGAACAGCUAAUCAUGGCUACCCGGACUAUUUGCACUGCCCCCCCCCCACCCCAUCCUUUUACGCUGCUGCUACUCUGUUAAUUAUUUAUGCAUAGUCACUUUAACUCUGCCCACAUGUACAUAUUACUUCAACUACCUCAACUAGCCGGUGCCCCCGCACAUUGACUCUGCACCGGUACCCCCCUGUAUAUAUAGCCUCCCUACUGUUAUUUUAUUUUACUUCUGCUCUUUUUUUCUCAACACUUUUUUUGUUGUUGUUUUAUUUUUACUUUUUUGUUAAAAAUAAAUGCACUGUUGGUUAAGGGCUGUAAGUAAGCAUUUCACUGUAAUGUCUGCACCUGUUGUAUUCGGCGCAUGUGGCCAAUAAAAUUUGAUUUGAUUUGAUUUGAUCUCUCUGCCCAACGCAAGAGUGGCGCCACCCUCAAAUGCCUUCACUAACAAUGGGUAGGGGGUGUAACUAGAUUUGAAUUUUCAAAUGAUUAUUUUGUGAUUUGAUGAUAGUUUUCUUAUCAAUCUAGUCACAAUAGAGCCAGUCAUGUAGUUAAGAUAUCUAACAUUUCCUCCUCAGUGUUUGGUUGGUAUUUCUAGUUCAGAUGAAAGCAUGCAGAAAGCACUCUAGAUUGACACGCUGUUCUCUUUUGAUGGUUUUUCAGACGUUGCGCUUAUACAUUUCCCCCCUCCCAGAACCACUCCAGCAGAUAAGAGCAGCUUCAAAACCGGCAGGUUCCGCUCAAAUCUUAAGCAGGCAAAUGAACGACUGACUGACUCACAGAUUUGUGUAGUCAAAUGGCUUUGGGAUGUGUGGGAUAGAUGUCUUGCUAGAAUCAGAUCAAUAUCGUAGUGCCUGAAGAGAACAUUAGAGAGCUAGACUACCAUACAACAAACUAAUCACAUCAGGCAUCACGCCACCACCCAUCAAAGUGAAUAAAUAAAUGAGCAUUUGUGGGGGGGGGGGGUUUCAUUGUAAUACCUAUGCUAAUUACUACUCUAAGAUCUCAGAACUUUUCGCUUACAGAUUUUCCAUUGCUGUUAAAAAGAUUUCAGUUAGAUUGUUUGGAAAUGUUAUUUAAUAAGAUUCGGCGCAAUCAACUGACUCAAAGCUAUCAAGCUAAAGAUGUUUGUGUUUUAUUUGUGAUCAGCUGUGUUGUCAAAGCAGGGAUUGUUCUGUGCUUUGGGUGACAUGGCAGUUUGCAGUAGACAUGAUUUUAUCAUUGUAAAGUCUCAAUCUUAAUAGGCAAGAAUGAUACUGACAAACAUCAACUGGAGUCUGCCAGUUUAUAGGGGAAAUUAGGUUAUAUUAUGUGAAUAUCUAUGUCCCUGUGCUGAGGUAGAGGGGAUUCUAUAAUGUGAAUAUCUAUAUUGACCCUAAGCUGACACUGGGUGAAGUUUAUGAUGAUGUCACUGUGUCCUUUGUUAGACCUCCAUAGUUCCCCUCCUGGAGCAAGGUGAGGCCUAAGAGGGGAUUUGCGAGGUUCAGUAACACUCACAAUGGGCAGGUCUGUGAGGAAUCUGGCUUUUCUUAGGAUGUAGCUAUGGCUUGCUGUCAGAAUUCCCACAUUUAAACCAAUAGCUGCAGAUAGAAUCUAGAGUGUGUGUAUGUGUGGUGUGGUGUUCAUCCCUUGAGCAUUGUUUGUACACUUCAUAUACAGAUGACCUAAAAGUAUACUAGAUGUUGAAAUUACAUCUGUGCCCACUGAGCAGGAAACAUACUAGAAACAUACUCAUUACAUUAGAACACUUUUGGCACCAGCAGUGGGCCUCUAGGCUGACUUUAAUUAUUUAAUAAUAUAAGAGGUAAUCUAAUCAUAUUAGAGUCAAUCUCCAGGUUGACUCUAAAUGACUCUAAUGAUUUACGCAUAUGUACCUUGGAUGGUGCCUACAUUGAUCAUGUCCCUGCUUACAAAUAUCCGGGCGUUUGGUUAGACGAUAAGCUGUCUUUUUAAAAGCAUAUUGAUGAGUUAACUAAGAAACGGAGAAUAAAAAUGGGCUUGUAUAGAAAUAAGUCAUGCCGCUCACUAAAGAGUAGAAAGCAGAUCAUUCAGUCCACGUUCCUUCCGGUCAGUGUUGGGGAGUAGUGAAGUACAUGUAGUUCAACUAAUAAUUUAACUACAUUUUGCAGUAGCUUGGUGGUAGUUGAACUAAAUUCAAAUCUAGGUCGUGUUUUCAGUAGUUAAUAACUUUUUUCCAAUGUAGUGGUGUAGCUAACUACUGGAACUACACACUACAUUUUUUUGCAAAAAUAAAAUAAAAUAUGGCAAUCAUUUCCAUUCUUUUUCGGCAUCAGGCCUACAGAAUUCUCACUAGAAACAUGAUUUUUGUGUUUAAUAGGCUAAAUUACACAUUCUGUAAACAUAGGACCCCAAAGUGAUCUGUCCUUGCAAUUUGUUGUCUGACAUUUCAAAUUAACAUAUGAUAACUUAUUAACUUCUUCCAGUAUAAAGUAAUUGGUAGCUUUUUAAACUAUAUUCCCCAACACUGCUUUUGGUACUAGACUAUGGCAACAUCAUCUACAUGAAUGCAGCUGCCACAUCAUCUACAUGAAUGCAGUUUACCAUAGUGCACUUAGUUUUAUCACGGAUGACAGGUUUUGCACCCCAUGUACGGAACAAUCUUCAGAGUCCCUACAACUGGAUGCAUUUUAAGAGCCCAGCAUUGGUGCCUUUCAGGCAGUUCAGAGUGUUGAUUUGAAGACCUCUUUGUUGAGGAAUGUGAUUGUUUUUCAUGAGUGUGUAUUGUAUUUCUGUAUUAUCUUUGUAUUUGUUUUUCUGGUGUAUUUCCUAUGUGUAAUUUGUUUUGUAAUUGUAAGAUGCAGGGCUCCCUUGCAAAAGAGACCUUGGUUUCAAUGGAACUCCCUGUUAAAGGUAAAAUAGGUUCAGUUAGUCGCCAAAGCAGGGAAAACUGUUUAUAAACUAAGUAUAACUGUUGUACUUUUUUACCCUAUUUUUAGCAUUGUGCUUACGUUUACUGUAAAACAGACUUGUGAUUGGCGUUGUUGCCACUUAAUUACAAAUGUCUGUGAUUUUAAUUAUGUCGCUUAUUCUCUGAAUCAUAUUUUCCACCCAAUGUGUGGUCUGCUCCUGGGCUCUUAAAAUGCUCUUUCAGCUGAAAUGGCUGUGCUUUGUUUGGCUCACUCCUUGUUCUUAUCACUGUGGGCAGAACACAUCAUUCGUAGACCAGGGAUUUUAUUGGGAUUUUAUUGGUGGGGGAACAGCUGCAAAAAUGUAUUGCUUUUCCCUGAUCAUUUAUUUGAAGCUAAACUAACGUCUACCAGACUAUGUCUCCCAAGCUAAUGUGGUAGAAGUUGGUCGAUCUCUGUUCUGUUACCCCCCAACUGAACCCAUGUUGUUAGAAGUGAGUAGGCUAAGUACUGUAUGGUGUUAUGUGAGAGGAGAGAUCAUUAAUAUUGGUGGGGCUGACUAACCUAACUUUUCCUCUGCAUCCCUGGCUGCUGUUUUGUGUUCUAUCCUCACUCAGUUCACUGACAGACAAAGCUCUGGAUUGUUUCACUCUUGGUUGCAUCUGCAUAGGCCAUCCAGCUGUACUGUCUCACCCUGUGACAGUGUUUGACGCGGACGUGGGGGGGUGCUGGAGGCUGGAGCUCACUGUGGCCAUGCUCCCCCAGGCCUGCUAGCACAGCAGCUCAUUCUCCUACCUACAAUAUAGCCUCCACUCUGAAUAACUUAACAGAGCAGAGGGGGGAGGGAGAGGCAAGGAAGGAAAGAGGAUCAUCGCCAUGAACAGAUACCAGGAAUUCAUUGCUGUGCAUACAUGUGUUUGUGGUGUGUGUUCGCGUGUGUGCUCAGGUGGGCCUCUAGAGGGAGACCCUGCAGAAGCGAUGAGGCAUAAAAACCUUUCCUGGGUCAAUACAAUGUCUUGACAUUUCAGCCCACAAAUCCACUGAAAAUGAGAGCAGUGAUAAAAAUUUGAAUUGGUAUUCUUGAAAGCAGUAUUGUUGCAGGUAUCUCUGCAUAUUUCCCAGUAUGUGAUGAUGAAUAAGCCUGUGGAUAAAGUCAAGCUUGACGCACAAAAUGUCUAAGCGAUUCGGUUUUAGUCCUGGACAAGGUUUUCCAGAAAUCCCAGUUGGGGGAUUCACAGAUGUUCUGUUAAUUCCCUCCUGAAAACCUUGGAACCUGAUGUAGUGAGGUAGCGCGUGAGGGUUGUGUGUACCAUCCAUAACAGCAACACACUGCCUCUGCCAACUGUCUGUCUCCCUGCCCAGUCUGUCUGUCUGUCUGCAACUUCCUCUCUAAUUCCAGGAAAUGUUAGACAUUGUAAUAUAGCUCAGCUCUGGGCUCAAGUAUAGCCCUAUCCUCAUGUGUAAUCAUCUCUCAUUGACUUUUAUAUCUGAGGCUGAGAGGAGAUCUGAUCCGUCCCAUGCAUGGCAGAUGAUGCCAUUGCUAUUAUUUCUGAAUCUCGACAGGCGAAGAAGCAAUUCCAGCUUUACACCAUGCCCGCCUUUUUGCAAGGCUUGUUGUUUUCCCAUUUGCGUGGGAUUAAAGAUGCUGAAAAUCUUGUUUGCGCUGCUGACUGUGUUUGGGUGAGGCUGUGUGAGGUGGUGUGUGUGGUAGAGGUGAUGGGGUGAGUAAGGAGGGGGAGGGGCAUGCAGCAGUCGCCUAUUUGCAUCCCAUCUCUCCAUCCCUAAUUUCAUAGGCAGAUUACAUGCCUCUAUCAGUAUGUGUCGGUAUUUGCCAAUAUAUUUGUGUGUGUGUGUGUGCAUAUGUACACAUCCAAGUGUGCAUACAUGUUUGGUGAAUCAAUAAUGAAUGAACUAUGAAUGGAGGAUCCUAACGGCUGUCCUCUCUCUCGCUCCUCUGCAGGUGCCCCUGGCUGACCAAGGCGAUCUCCCCCGCUGUGCCUCUCUACAAUGGCGUCGUCUUCCUCUUUGUGCUGGCCAACUUCAGCAUGGCUACAUUCAUGGACCCUGGAGUCUUCCCCAGAGGUCAGUUCCCUUUACUACUGACAGUGUCUGUCUGUAUGAGAUGAAUGGGUCUCUCUCUCUCUUUUUCUUUCUCUCGCUCUCUCUCUUUUUCUCUCUCUCUCUUUCUCUCUCAUCUCUGUCUUCUCAGUACCCAUUAGCUCACAAAGACAACCUGUUGGAGGCAAUAACUGUUCCUUCUCUGCACCAGGCUCUGCAUUACAUACAGACCUGUGACUGAGCGACCAAGCCCUGGUCGAGGCUAAAUAGGCCCACUGCUGCCGCCUUAGGAAAACGACUGGCAGUACUUGAUGUCAGUCAGCUGUUAGUAACAGUAAAGGAAGGGAAACACUGUGUGUGUGUCGUCCACUGUAGAAUCUGCACUGUGGCAUAACAUACAGUAUGUCCCUAAUGCACUCUCCUGGGGGACGGCCCGGCCCCUAUGUUUAGGAAUGAUCGUUGAAUGCGGCCCAUUUACACCUGAUGGUUGUAACGUGCUUGUAAAAUGAUAAGUACCUGUCUUUAAGAACUUCUCUUACCCCCAUAAACAGGUAACAAUUAUUAGGGCACAUAUGGCACAGCAAGGUUACUGUAUAUCUCCCUGAAGUGACAGUGUCCUUCUGGUCUCUCCUCACCGUGGUUGUUAUGGAGAUGGAGGGGAGAGCAGCAGUAGUUUUAUAGAGCGAGAUCGAGUGUUACAGAGAGAAACCUAUGCCCACUAUAGUGAGAUGCCUGUGGCCACAUGGAUAAUCCUACUCCUUCUGCCUCCACACACUGUCUCUGUUUGGGGAGAAACAAACUGCAGUUAAAUCCCUGCUUCUAGGAAAGAUGUGACCUACUCUUUAAUUGGUGUGAAUCAUGUAUGACGUAUGUACAGUGAAUGUGGCUACCAGCUUCAAAUAUCAAGGCUGAUAUUAUUCUGUAAUAUAAAGCCUUGAAAUGUAAAGCCUUAUAUUGUGUAUUGGAUGAUAAAGCCUCUCAUUAAUCUGUCUGCUGAGGAUUGUUUUGAAAGAGCAGACUGCAGGGGAGAUGUCUACAUUCAGUUUCUCAGUCAGUUACCUUUUAAAUCUAUUUGAAGAGUCGGAAAACUCAUAACAACAGAUAAGACUCCCAGUAGGAUUGUGUGUGUGUGUGUGUUCAGAGUGUACUUGUUCAGAAGCCGCUUUCUCGUCUCCCUCCAGGUAUUAAAUGGGGAGAGUGUAAAAUGUGUUUUUAGAUAAAGCCCCAUGAUGAUCCUCCUUUAGGUUGAAUGGGCUCUUUGAUUAACCGAAAGACAUCCCAUGUUAUUUUCCAUCUCUAUCCAGAGCAAUACACUCCACAUAGAAAUAUAAAUAUUGCACUAAGGCUAAGCGUAAAGUGGCUCAUUGUGCAAAGAUCCACUAAACCUGUGGAAAUGUACUUUUUCAGAAAGACAGCAGCAGUGCAAUGACCAGCGGUGUGGAGUGAAUGUGAUUUUUUAGUCAUUCACUGAAAGCUCCGCCCCCGGGCUUUAAACAUUACUGUGUGUUUACUACCUUGUUUAAAUGCAUUGUGUCUAUAAAAUGUCAAUUUGUACAGACAGCUAACCAUGGGAGCUAGCUUAUUUAAGUCUACCUCCUGUUGCCCCUGUCAAAUGGAAUCAUAUAAAUCAGAUUUGUGUGCGUGUGUGCAUGUGUGUGAGUGUACUUUCCUGCUAACAAUGUGUGUGUUGUCUCUCUGUGGCACAGCGGAUGAGGACGAGGACAAGGACGAGGAUUUCCGGGCGCCUCUCUACAAGAACGUGGAGAUCAAGGGAAUUCAGGUCCGAAUGAAGUGGUGUGCCACCUGUCACUUCUACAGACCGCCCCGCUGUUCCCACUGCAGCGUGUGUGACAACUGCGUGGAGGUAAGACACACACAGUCAAAGGCCCAUUGCUCUUGACAGUACAAUGUGGUGUUAGCCUUGUUGCUAUUGGUGACCUCUACAACUGACUGGUAUGUUUUCACAGGUAUGACCUUUAAAUCAACUGUCUGUGAACAAUAUUAAUUCAUUAUUGGAUUGCCAUCAUGUUUUACACCAUAUCCAAGCAGUAUUGAGUAAUAUAGAAAAUUGGUUUCAUAACUUUUUUCCCGAUUUGAAGUCGCAUUCUCCAGCUGUGUUGCUCCCCAAGUAGCCUUCUGAUGUGGCUCUGCCUCGCUCUUUCAUGUACAGUCUAACUCUCCAUGAAAGAGGUCAAAUCUGACUUUGAACUGAAGGUUGUGAGGUAGCCUACUAUAUGUCAGCCAAACUUCUUCCACUUCCACUGAUGCUAUGUUCUUCAGUAGAUACUCAACCACAACCAAAAACUAAAUCAAAGUCAGCUAAAUUAGAUGUUUAAAAAAAAAACCCGACCUCAGAAAUCUGACUUGCAAUCAGAGGUGAUGGAAUUGAUAGAAACAUCUCUGUUGAGUGAAAACACUGAAGCGCUUUAUCAUGUAGUGUAGAGUCUGAUCCUGUUCAUCUCCACUCUACCCUAUGACCAUCGCCUAACACCCAUCUAUCUCUCUGUCCCUCCUCAGGACUUUGACCACCACUGCCCCUGGGUGAACAACUGCAUCGGACGCAGGAACUACCGUUACUUCUUCCUGUUCCUGCUGUCGCUAAGCAUCCACAUGGUCGGCGUGUUCUCCUUCGGCCUGCUGUUUGUGCUGCACCACAUGGAGCGGCUGGGCACGCUGCACACUACCAUCACGUAUCCUUCCACACUGCCGCCAGCUGGGUCUUAUUUCCCCUGUAACAAAACUAGUGCCUUUUGUGUUCUGUUCUGAAGGGCCUAGGGAAAGGUGUGUCUAAGCAUUAAAAUGGACCACUAGACUGGAACCCCUAAUUUUUAUGGUUUGACAGAUGAUCACAUCCUUGCUGGUGGAGUAUGAAAAUGUUGAUUGUUGUAUACAGAAAUGCCUGCUCCUCUAAAAGGGUUGUCUGAAUGGCUCAGUGGCAGCCAUACAGUCAUUGUUGGCAGUGCUGGUUGGUUUGCAGCUGCUAAAAUGGGUCCAGAAAAUGUGCUCUCCUUGACUGUGUGUGCCCAGUCUGGUGGUGAUGUGUAUAGCAGGGCUCUUCUUCAUUCCGGUCAUGGGCCUGACAGGCUUCCAUAUGGUCCUCGUCGCCAGAGGUCGCACCACUAACGAACAGGUGAGAGGGGGCCCACCCAAGAGCAGCUUACAAAGACACAUACACACACUCACAUACAGUACAUUAUAUCGUGUAUCUUACAGGACACAAUAUCAGCAUCGCAUCUUCACUUGCCAACUCAAAUCCGCUAACUAGUUCUAGGUGUGUGUGUGUGUGUGUGUUCUGGCCUUGGGUGUCCUCUCCCUCCCACUCUAACAACGCCUUCUGUUCCUCAGGUGACGGGCAAGUUCCGCGGAGGAGUAAAUCCCUUCACGCGGGGUUGCUGUGGCAACAUCAAGUAUGUCCUGUGUGCUCCCCUGGUGCCCAGGUAAGGAGGACAUGGAUUCCUAGGUGAAGUGGUGUGGGUGGUGGUGGGAGCUGGACAGACAGACAUUAAAAAGUCGACCAGGGGGUUGCCACAGUACCAGUUCUGCUGUAAUCAUUCUGAGUGGACUGCUGAGAUAGAACUGCAACAAUGUCCAAAGCAAGAUGUGUAUAUGUGCUUUUGUACGUGUGCGUACAGUACCUGUCAAAAGUUUGGACACACCUACUCAUUCAAGGGUUUUUCUUUAAUGCAUUCCAGGUGACUACCUCAUGAAGCUGGUUGAGAGAAUGCCAAGAGUGUUCAAAGCUGUCAUCAAGGCAAAGGGUGGCUACUUUGAAGAAUCUCAAAUAUAAAAUAUAUUUAGAUUUGUUUAACACUUUUUUGGUUACUACAUGAUUGCAUAUGUGUUAUUUCAUAGUUUUAAUGUCUUCACUAUUAUUCUACAAUGUAGAAAAUAGUAAAAAUAAAGAAAAACCCUUGAAUGAGUAGGUGUGUCCAAACUUUUGACUGGUACUGUAUAUGUGUAUGUGUGUGGAGGUGUGUCCUGUUCUGCCUGGAUGAAGCCAUCUACCCCUGGGGGAAGGCAGAUGGCUUGGAGAAUUGAAUCACUUUGUAGAACAACAGUGAAGGGGAAAUCAAGCACAGCACAAACACACAAACACACUUUCACAUAUUCAGCAGCCAGACCCCAGAGCCAGAUUAAAAAUACCUUUUGGGAGAUAUUACACUGCUAAAAUUAACAGCGUAGAUAGCUGCAGAUAGACGAUACCCAGGUGGGGAUGAAACAGUUUUGUUAUAAUCAUCAUCAGCCAUUGAAGCCGCCCCAAUACACCCGUAUAGCCUGAGUCCCAGAUCUGUUUGUGAUGUCUUGCCAUCUUCUAUGUAAUUGACUCCCAUAUGAUAAGUCAUCUCUCGUCUCUCCUCUCCUCUAUACAGGUACACAGGUGUGGACCCCAGGAAGAAGCCCCCUGUCUCCAUCCAGCCCCCCUUCAUCAGACCAGACCUCUCUGACAGACAGAUCAGCAUCAAGGUCAGCGACAACGGGAUCCACACCAGCAUCCUCCGGUCUAAAGUAAGCUUCAGUACAUUCAGUAGAUACAACUGUCUUCGUUGUCUAGUCUUAUUCCCUGUCCUGUCCCCUGCCCUGUCCCCUGUCCUAUCCUUAGUCCUAUCCCCCAUUAUGUUCCUCCAUCUGCUGUUGACCUUUAAACCCCUUGUCCUCUCCCAUCUCCAGUCCAAGAUCAGUCUGGAUGGCCUGGCCCUGGAUGACAAAGGCCUAGACACCCAGCCCCCGCUGCCCCCCAAAGCUGACCGCUACAACCAGCUGAAGAGCCAGCUGACAUCCAGCGAAGGUAAGUAGCCCGUAAUGGGCGCUCUAUGCAAUAUCAUGACAUUCAUCUCUCUCUCUUUCUGUGUGUAUCUCUCUCCCUUUCUGUGUGUAUCUCUCUCCCUCUUUCUCUCUCGUUCUCCCUCUCUCUCUCGCUCUCUCGCUCACUCUCGCUCACUCUCUCUCUCUCUUUCCCCUUCUUUCCUUUCUCUCUCUGGUGUAUUGAACCAAACUGCUCUCUCUGGCCUCUUAGACGUGCUCCAUCUCAUCUGAGUGCUAGAGUGAUUACUUAUAUAGCUAGUUGGGCUUGAUGAAUGAACUCCAGUGUGGCAGGACUCUAUGGCUCUUCAUCAGCGAGGAGAAAUUAAAUGUCAUUUGACAUGAGCGGGCCUGGUUCAGUGAACCUGCUCCAGAUUUGUGAUAGACUGUGUGUGUGUGUGUGUGGAGGGGGGGUGUUGUGAGAUGGGUUCAGGGGAAUGUGAGGAGAUAAUUACAGCAUGAAUCACUCUCUAUGUUACUGUAUUCUAGGUGGAGUUCUGCCAAGUAGAAGAAUAUGAAAAUAAUAUGGAUAUUUAUCUGUAGGACCCUAUUCAUAUAAAUGACUGCCUUUUUGUGCUAAAUCAACAUUUUAAGUGAACAAGCUAUUGAGAGUGGGCUAUAGUAAAGGUUUGAUAGCUUUGCCGUUUGCUUCUGGUAGCAUUGUAUAAGGAGAUGGGAUACCACAGUGUUAGUUUUAGGAACACGUCUAGUAAGAUAAACUGGAUAUAGUUACAGAGCAUUAUGGGUACUGUAGUACAACAUGCUACAAAACAUGACAUACACUGCAGGUGUUUUUCUAUACACUGCAAUGGUAUGUAAGGCUACAUCAGCACUGAGUGUCCAAAACAUUAGGAACAUCUGCUCUUUCCAUGACAUAGACUGACCAGGUGAAUUCAGGUGAAAGCUGUGAUCCCUUAUUGAUGUCACUUGUUAAAUCCAUUCAAUCAGUGUAGAUGAAGGGGAGGAGACAGGUUAAAUAAGGAUUUUAAAGCCUUGAGACAUGGAUUGUGUAUGCUUGCCAUUCAGCAACUCAAUAUUAUGUUUUGUACACUCAGUGUAUAGUGUCAUAUUUCAUUGUAUGGACCUUCCUGUUUAUUUUUUCCCUCACUGUAGCUCUACUGCCACUUGGUGGUAUUUUAUGUUGCUGCAUUAUUUGCAGCAACAUGAGGUGAAGACAUAAUGAGCCGUGAAAACAACACUAUCAAUUCUAACCCAACAUAAAUUGGAUGCUUACAUCAUUUUAACAGAGAACAGACUGAUUGUUGUGCUGUGAUCUGAUGACUGUCUGGCUCUCUCUCACACAAUAACAUUGUCCUCUCUGUCCUCCCCUUCCAGAUAGUUCCCUAACUGGUAAGACCCACCCCUCCACCCCGGCCAUGUACAAGUACCGGCCCUCGUUCAGCACCAUCCCUAAAGUCCACUACAACGCGGCAGGGGAGAAGGUCAGACUAAAUGACUGUUAUUUGAUAGUAAUUGCAAACAGGCUUACCCAGUAUUUACUGUAUUCCUGCACAGUUGCGAGUGUGAUUGCAUAUGAAGUUGACAGCCUGUAACAAUUUGUAAUAAAAACUUUUUCAUUAUAAUAUGGCUAGUCAAAAUAAUAGUCCAGUCAUAUUUCUCACUACUGUGUUGUUUUGUCUUGUCAGAUUGUAAUGCCAGAUGACCACCGUAAGGCGUCAGCCAUCUUGGAGGAGGGCCGUUGCCACGUUGACUACCGCUCAGAGCCCAACCUGCCUGACUACCACAACGCCCCUCUCCACCGCACCUUCCAGUCCUCCCCGCUGCAGCUGGACUCCUACCCCAUCACCUCCCGCUCCCUCAGCCUGAAGCAUGCCCACCAUCGCAGAGACAAGGGCCAGCUGCCUGCCCUGCAGCCCGAGACCGUCACCUCCACCCCCUAUAAGAGUGUCUUCUCCCCCAACACACUGUCCAACCGCAACGGCAGCCUCUCCUACGACAGCCUGCUCAACCCCAGCAUUUCCCCAGCCGCAGAGGCAGAGUGCAUGGCCCACCCUGGUAUGCCCUCAAUGGGCUUCCACACACCCUACCUGCCAACCAAAAUGUGCCACGUGCGAGGGCCUGAACUGCAGAGCCAGAGGCAGCAGGUCCCCCCUAGCUUCAGCCCCAUGUUGGGCUCCAGGGGGAUGGGGAUGAGCAGGCAGUCCCCCCAGGACCGGGACCGGGACCCGUCCCCGGUGCGCUACGACAACCUCUCCAAAACCAUCAUGGCCUCCAUCCAGGAGCGUAAGGAGAUGGAGGAGAAGGAGAAGGAGAAGCUGCUGCACCACGGGGGACGCUCCCAGGCUCAGGCCUAUGCCCAGGCUCAGGACUCAGGCAUGUUUGACAGCCCUGGAGGGUACGGCCUGCCUCCCAGCGCCUGCUACCCAGACGGGCCCCGGGGCCCUAGCUCCAAAGGCCCCACACCCCCGGCCUACGGAGGCUCCAGGGACAACCUGAUGGGGGUGGGGGUGGUGAGCUACGGGCCGCGGACCCCCGUGCUGCGCUCCUCUGGUGGCUCCUCUCUGCUACGUGCCCCCAGGACUUCCUCCAUCUCCUUGCACACUGACAGCAGCAUGCAGGGAGGCAGGGCCCCCGAGCCCUCCUACCGCUCCCCGGCCCACCAGCCCCACCACUCCCCCGCCAUGCCCCGAUCCCCCUCCUACACCCACCAGAAACUCUCCUUUAUCCAUGCCCUGGAGAGGACAGACUCACCCCGCCUGGGUGGCCCAAGGUACGAAUCCUAACAUCCCCCUAACGUCUCCUGGGGUGCAUGAAAUGAGCUAAGGGGCUGGGGACAGACCUCAGUCCCCACAGGAAGCCCUGCUGGCUGACUGGGCAGAAACUAGCAGUGUAUGGGCUCUAGUCCCCCCCACACAGGAUAAGUAGUGAGUCUCAGAGAGCUAAGGCUAGGUGUUAACAUGUAGCUUCUGUAUACCACAGGAGGUUGGCAGCACCUUAAUUGGGGAGAACGGGCUCGUUGGUAAUGACUGGAGCGGAAUCAGUGGAAUGGUAUCAAAUACAUCAAACACACAUGGUUUCCAGGUGUUUGAUGCCAUUACAUUCUGCUCCGUUCCAGACAUUAUUAUGAGCCCGUUCUCCCCAAUUAAGGUGCCACCAACGUCCUGUGGUUAUUAUCAUUAUUAUCCCCUCAGCAGCCUCCUGUGCUGUAUACAUACAGUAUCUUUCAGAUAUUAUACCCUUUUUAUCCGAAUGAAGUACUGUGUAUGUCACUGGAUUUAAAUGUUUUGCCUUCAUUUUUCUAAAUUGUCUGUCUUUCGGAUUAAUAAAGUUGCAUUACCCCACUAUCAUUUCCUUCUGUUUGCAUGCUUAUUUCCAUCCUGUCCAUCUCUUACAUCUGGGAGGGCAACAUUAACAUCUACGUCUCUCUAUGCAUGUGUUCACCACCUACAGAAACUCCUACAAUAUCACUAACAACACACUAUUGGUUUACCCCUUAUUUCUUUCUUAUAAUAUUUUAUUUAACAGGAAAAGACACCACAAUUCAUACACAUCAGUCUAUUUCCUUCCCACUUCUUUUAAAAACUAAUUUCCAAAGGGAAAAGUUUGGUAACAAAGUAAAACCGAAACAAAAGACACACAUGCACAUAUAAACAGAAACAGCACAGCUUCCAUAUAAUUCAUUUCAUAAUAAUGUAGAGCUCUCUUACUUGCAUACAAAUGUAGCCGUGUCGCCACUCCCUGCCCCGCGGGGCCCACCGCACUACGCAACCGUGCUCCAACCCAACCCACCUUACCCCUUAUUUCAUAACAUUUAAUACAGAUUUUGGGGUCAUGAAUACAACACUCAUGGUAAUUUAUGCUAGCACCAGCAGGUACACUGGCGUGUGUUUCAUUACUCCUCUAACUAGUGUCAUGGUCAUUUCCAUACUGCAUGCUCCGGGGACAUAACACCAACUACUAACACCACCAGAACAUGCAUGCCAGAACAAUACACACUUUCUGGUGGGACAACUGAAUUAUCUGUGUUUAUAAUCCAUGUGCAUGUAUUAAGAUGGGGGGAGAGAUUAUAUCUAAAGCAAAGUUAGUUCUCACACUCGAAUAACUAUGCCCUCUCUUGUUUUUCUCUACCCAUUCAGAGAGGCCAUGAUGCAAAGUAAAGUGAAUGGACAAAUGAACUGCCAUCUAGGGCCCAACAGUUCCACUCCUCUCAGCCCUAGUCGCCACAGUAAUGUCAAAAAGGUGACCGGGGUGGGUGGCACCACCUAUGAGAUAUCUGUGUGA
Coregonus sp. 'balchen' is the source of this 17106-nucleotide messenger RNA. The record is from the annotation of a GenBank genome assembly. Lineage: Eukaryota; Metazoa; Chordata; Actinopteri; Salmoniformes; Salmonidae.